Exaiptasia diaphana is the source of this 2509-nucleotide messenger RNA. RefSeq lists its product as uncharacterized. The record is from RefSeq and is a predicted model, not a curated record. Gene Ontology annotation, molecular function: ubiquitin-protein transferase activity. Gene Ontology annotation, biological process: positive regulation of DNA-templated transcription. Gene Ontology annotation, cellular component: chromatin; nucleoplasm. Lineage: Eukaryota; Metazoa; Cnidaria; Anthozoa; Actiniaria; Aiptasiidae. The transcript has 4 exons. The coding region runs from base 10 to 2496 and encodes 828 amino acids.
GUGAAAGAUAUGCAAGAAAGAGUGAGAAAAAAUGAGAAAAAAAUCAAGAAAGAGAUAGAUGAGAAAAUUGACGUAAAAAUUGCAAUCCUGGAAAAGAUGCGAGCAAAGCUUAAACAAGAGUCCACAAAUCUGACGGCUACAAAAAUGAAGAGACUCUCUUUACAACAGGAUGGUCUUGAGAUGCAAUUGGCAGGUCUGACAAGCGCAGUCGAGUUCACUGAAAAUAUUCUUGUCAAGGGCAGCAAUAAUGAUGUUUUGUCAAUGAAGACACAAAUCGAAUCGCGUUUAACAGAGCUAUCAGAUAAAGAAAUUGAUGACGAGGUCGAUGAGGAAGACAAGCAAAUCUUACAAGUCAAUGAAAUAUCUUAUAGUGACUUGGAGAACUAUGUUGUAAUCAAAGAUGAAUCUGCUCCUGAUCCUAAAAAGUGCAAAGUGGAUUCGAUUCCAAACACCAACAAUAUUGUCAUCGAAGUCCGGAAUUGCUGUAAUGAAAAAAUUAGCAUAAAAACAAACAGGAUUCAGAUCAAAUAUCCUUUACCAAUUACAUGCUCCAAACGUAUUGGCAAAAAAGGGGAAUUUAUUCUAAAUGGUUCGUUUCAGCGACAUAGCGUAUUUACUGCUGCUCACCAACUCGAAGUCCUGAUUGACGGACAUCCUAUCAAUAAUGCGAUAUCACUGGAAGAGAGCAAAGAGGAAGAAGUAGUUAACACGAGGCCUCGAACAAGUACAGAGAAAACGGAAAGAAAGCUUCAAAAUGCUGCCAAAGAAGCUAGGACCUUCGCUGAAAACGUCAAGAAAUGUAUAGAAAAAAGACGAACGACUGUUGCCUUACUAAGAGAUUUCAUUAAUUGCCUGAACAACGGGAGUGAACAAGUUGAUGUGACCUCAAAAGUGCCAGAAGCCGAUGGCGUUCAAAAGCAAACAGGUGAAGACAACGCGAAUAAGCUGGUGAAAAUUCAGUCAUGUUUGGACGAGGACAAAGACAUAAUGGCAAUUAUUGAUAAUAAGUACACUAGCCUCAUGGCUGAUGCUGAGCACGUCAGUCAAUACGGCCCUAACUAUGGUUCCAAAGACCAGAUUCUAUGUUCUUUGAUUGUGGCUGCUACAUUUUCAAAUAGCUGGGUAGACGAAGUGAAUGAUAAUCUUACGUCCACAAUCAACGUGUUCACCAUGGUAUGUAGUAGUUUUUUAAAGUCAUCGACGCAUAAGGAAGCAGACGAUGAAUCCGAGACAAGUACAGUUUCAAAAUGUAUGGGAACAGAGAUAGUUCAUCGCCUUGCACCGAAAAUGAAGGACGUCUUCAACAAAGGUGUUGUCAAAACAUCUGAGCUCACGGUACAGAGCGUUUUAGGCAAAGCAGCUGUAGAUGUUCCUUCAGCGUUUGACAUCUAUAAAAUUAUGGAUGAGUCUCAAACCAGUAAUGUUUUUGAAUGUGAAACUUCCAAAAUUCUCCGAGACAUCGAACAAGGAUUUAGGGAACAACUGGAAAAAAUGGACAGCUUUAUUGCAGAAAUUAAGUCUUUGGCUGUAAACUUGGAGGUAGUGCUUAAGGAUGCGUUAAAUAAUCUCUUAGAGAACAUUUCCUGUACAGAUGAAAUAAAUGACCAACAAGUUGAAGAAUGGACUCAGUGCCUAGGUGCACUAUCCUGGCAACAUGCUGUAGGUGAAUUGGGAGAAUCUAGUAAAAAUUAUUUUUUGCUUAUAAUCGCUAAAGCAUACAAUUUCCUAAAACCCAAAUUCGAAGAAUACGAGCCGACAGACAGCGAAAGAAGAGAGAAGAUCGUCGACAUAACUUUUCUUGCCCACGGCGGAGUUUGCCAGCCACUACUGCCAGGCAGAUUGCACUAUUUGAACAAUAAAAAGGUCAAAUCAAUUCUCUUAUAUGUACCAUGGGGCUGCAUGCUUGAUGCAAGUGCUGCCUAUGGAAUAGCAACAGGGACAAUCACACCAGAAAAUGUUGCUUUUAAAGGUUUAUUGGAUGAAGGCCAGCGUUUGAUGUACUGGAACAAACUCCCAAUGGGAGGCACAGAGAUCCCAAAUGUGGUUUUCAAGCGUGUUUCAAUCGGCGAAGAUGCCAUUCAGCAUUUGGAACAAAUUGAUUUUUUACUUCGACGAAGUGCACGUGGGAUUUUCAUACCUUUCUUGCCAGAAAGAACUAACCUCGAAGAAAUACCGCUGUCAGCUCUGGCCGUUGCUGUGCCUAUUAUUAGUUGGGUUCUGAGUGGUAACGGAUCAGAUAAUUCACAAGAUUCGAACUAUGCAGAACGAGAUAUGAAAUACAGAAUCCACAUCGCUUCUUGUUUAUAUCCUAUGGAUGACAAUAUUUUAGAUAGUUCUAAAGACCGUUUGUGGCCUAAAGUUAAUUGCAAGCAGUACUGGGCUGUACCUGUUUCACAUCGUCUUCCUACAAUGACUAUGCCGUCUGUAGAUAACCAAACCGAUCUUCAACCAGUUUUUCACGAGGUCAAUAAAUACUUCUCGAUACGUCUCAAUUGAUUUCAAGUACCAG